AUGUAUCCUCCUACUCCACCUCUAACUAGAGACUAUAUCGACAAUUUCCAGCUUGGUCCUAUUGUGGUUAGCGCCCUAGGAUCUUUUCUGGUCUUUACCGAACCCAUUGGAGGAGAAAUUACUGUUGCCUCAGAAUCUGCCCUGCAUAAAUCCACUCCUAAAACAGCCAAGGAGAAUGCUCUAGAUGAGCAGUUAAAGGCUAGCAGGUUCUCAACAGCCAGUGAUACGUCUAAUGCUAGAGGAUGCUACUACACAUCAAUUCCACAUGUGAUCAAACACAAAGGAAUCGAUGUCCAGCAGCUUACUUCUUUGAAUCUUGACAAGACACAUUUGUUAGAAAGUGUACUACAAAAAGAUUAUGGAGGUUCUGAGGAUAUGCUUCUUGGGGAGCUGCAAUAUGCCUUUGUUGCAUUUUUGAUGGGGCAAUCACUUGAAGCCUUUCUACAGUGGAAAGCACUGGUCAAUCUUUUAUUUGGAUGUACUGAAGCUGUUGUCACUGUAUUUGUUCAACAACUGGGAUAUCAUGAAUGGGAUGGAAGUCGUAGUUGGUUUCAACAGAACGGUGAUAAAUGCAAUACGAAGUGGACUGCUAUCUACCUUAUUCCAAAAGUAUACCCACACUUGAUUUCUGCUGCAACUGGUCAGACUAGCAUGAUGGAGUCAGUUCCUGAUCUCCAGAGUUCUAUGUAUAUGAUGCUUGACGGAUAUCCUUGUGUUCGACUACUCAAUCUUUCUGGGGAGAUUGGUUGUUCGAAUCCUGGAAGAGAGAAGGUUGUUGCUCCAAUUAUCAGACUGAAUAAAUCCAAUGAGCUAUCUCAGUUAUCUGCAGUUUUGCUUGCAGUGGAUGAAAUUGAAAGCUUUUUUGCCAGAAUAUUGAAUGAUACGACGUUUGCUAGCAACAUUGCUGGUGUAUUGGUUGAAUCAGAGCCUGAUAUUCAAAAUAAGUUAGAAGGAUUCUCUCCAGCUUUGAAGUUCCCACAAUCAAAUUUUGCUCCUUACAGAAGCAUCAACUAUGAAUGGAACCCAAUUGGAACUGGUAUAAUGUGGAACACGUAUAACUUUCCUGUAUUCUUACUCUCCAAGAGUAGCACAUUGACCUUGCAGCAGGCUGCCUUAAACAAUGAGAAGAGCAAGAAAUCUUAUACUGCCGAUGUUGCUGAGUUUGAUUUGGUUAUGCAGACAAUGAAAGCUGGCACUCAUGAUUCAGAAUCUUGCUUAGAGGAAAAUACAUGCCUUCCUUUAGGUGGAUACAGUGUUUGGUCAUCGCUUCCCCCAAUCAAUAUUUCAUCAGCAGAACAGUCCAAGCCCAUAGUACUUGCAGCAGCAUCAAUGGAUUCGGCAUCCUUUUUUCGUGAUAAAAACCUUGGUGCUGACUCCCCGAUAUCUGGACUGAUUUCAUUGCUGGCAGCAGUUGAUGCACUUUCUAAGGGGGAUAUUGUGGAUGACUUAAAUAAACAGCUUGUAUUUAUUGUUUUCACCGGAGAGGCCUGGGGUUACCUUGGCAGCAGGAGAUUUUUGCUGGAACUCGAUCUGCAGUCUGAUGCUGUUAGUGGCCUUAACUACUCAUUGAUUGAGACGGUUGUCGAAAUUGGUUCCAUUGGGAAGGUCCUCAACCAAGAAGCUAAGAACUUCUUCGUUCAUACAGCUGGGACUUCCUCUGCCACAAAUGCGACACUAGAUGCUUUGAGGACUGCACAAGAUUCAGUCAAGUCUGACCAUAUUGUUGUCUUGUCUGCAAAUGCUUCAAAUCCUGGGAUACCUCCAUCUUCCUUGAUGGCUUUUCUGAGAAAGGACUCUCUAACCUCUGGGGUUGUAUUGGAAGACUUUGAUACUGUCUUCACAAACAAGUUCUACCACAGUCACCUUGAUGAUUUAUCAAAUAUAAACUCCUCAGCAAUUGUCGCGGCUGCUUCCCUUGUAGCACGCACCCUUUACAUUCUUUCCAGUGGCGAUAAAAAUACAAGCAGUUCUGCUUUAACAUCCAUCAAUGUGAAUGUUUCACUGGUUGAAGAACUAAUGGGUUGCCUAUUAGGCUGUGAGCCAGGUCUUUCUUGUGAGCUGGUAAAAAAUUAUAUAACACCAGCGACUACCUGCCCCAGCAACUAUGUUGGCGUUAUCCUUGAUGAACCUUCAUCCACCCCGUAUAUUGGAUAUGUUAGUGAUAUUUCAAGGUUUGUUUGGAACUUCCUGGCUGAAAAAACUUCUAUCUCGAAGGAAAAUGCUACCUCUGUUUGUUCUAAAGAUUGCAAUAAUGAUGGUAAAGUCUGCAUCGGAGCAGAGACAUAUGGAAAGGGAGUCUGUGUCGUCUCCACAACCAGAUAUGUUCCAGCUUACUCAACACGGUUGAAAUUUGGAUCUGGAUCCUGGACUGUAUUGCCUCCAAAUAACUCUGAUCCCAUGGGACUGUUGGAUGCCGUUUGGACAGAAAGUAACUGGAAUACAAUUGGUCUCCGAGUCUAUACUGUGCAAAAUUCUUCGUUCGAUAAUAUUGUUUUACUUGGGAGCAUCGCCAUUACAGUCUUGGCUUACCUCGCAAUAGUGAUUACUAAAGCCUUUUUAACAAAGGCUUUAAAGCGUGAUUGACAAAAACAACUUUUGUAAUUUGCAGGCUUGCCUAUUCUUGCAUUUAAUAGCUGCAUCCUUGCUUAUAAUCUGUAGGUUCAGUUUUCAACUUUACCCAAUGUACCAAAUAUUGUAGUUGCUCAAGCUAAUACUUUACUGUCUUUACCCGAAUUUUGCACGGUGUGAACAACAUUACAUGUGUGAAGUAUCCCAGGUGAAAAUAGAGAAUUCAACUAGAGCUGCGUGGUUUCAAUCUCUGUAUUGGGAUGCCUACAUGGAGUUGCAAUAUGUGCACAUAGCAUUCCU
Fragaria vesca subsp. vesca is the source of this 2868-nucleotide messenger RNA. RefSeq names its product nicastrin-like. Gene Ontology annotation, biological process: protein processing. The transcript is spliced from 21 exons. The record is from RefSeq and is a predicted model, not a curated record. Bases 1 to 2583 code for a protein of 860 amino acids. Gene Ontology annotation, cellular component: membrane. NCBI's taxonomy places the organism in Eukaryota, Viridiplantae, Streptophyta, Magnoliopsida, Rosales, Rosaceae.